Nannospalax galili (Upper Galilee mountains blind mole rat) is the source of this 3002-nucleotide messenger RNA. RefSeq names its product SRP receptor subunit alpha (gene Srpra). The transcript has 14 exons. Gene Ontology annotation, molecular function: ATP hydrolysis activity; signal recognition particle binding; GTP binding. The record is from RefSeq and is a predicted model, not a curated record. Gene Ontology annotation, cellular component: signal recognition particle receptor complex; endoplasmic reticulum membrane. Gene Ontology annotation, biological process: SRP-dependent cotranslational protein targeting to membrane. NCBI's taxonomy places the organism in Eukaryota, Metazoa, Chordata, Mammalia, Rodentia, Spalacidae. Bases 109 to 2022 code for a protein of 637 amino acids.
GGCCCGCUGGUGUGACGUGUCCCGCGCUUGGCGCAGCAGGAAGCGGCGGCGGUCGCGGCCCGAGUUCCCGGUGCCGGCCUCGGCCCCAAGACCUCUCCCGCUGCCGCCAUGCUCGACUUCUUCACCAUCUUCUCCAAGGGCGGGCUUGUGCUCUGGUGCUUCCAGGGCGUGAGCGACUCGUGCACCGGGCCCGUGAACGCAUUGAUUCGUUCCGUACUGCUGCAGGAACGGGGAGGUAACAACUCCUUUACUCAUGAGGCCCUCACACUCAAGUAUAAAUUGGACAACCAGUUUGAGCUGGUGUUUGUGGUUGGGUUUCAGAAGAUCCUAACACUGACCUACGUAGACAAAUUAAUAGACGAUGUGCACCGGCUGUUUCGGGACAAGUACCGCACAGAGAUCCAACAACAAAGUGCUUUAAGUUUAUUGAAUGGCACUUUUGAUUUCCAAAAUGACUUCCUGCGGCUUCUUCGUGAAGCAGAGGAGAGCAGUAAGAUCCGUGCUCCCACUACCAUGAAGAAAUUUGAAGAUUCUGAAAAGGCCAAGAAACCUGUGAGAUCAAUGAUUGAAACACGGGGGGAAAAGCCCAAAGAAAAAGCAAAAAACAGCAAAAAAAAGGGAGCCAAAAAGGAAGGUUCUGAUGGCCCUUUGGCUACCAGCAAAACAGCCCCUGCAGAAAAGUUAGGUCUCCCACUGGGGUCUGAGAAUGGAGAACUUUCCAAAGAGGAGCUGAUACGAAGGAAGCGAGAGGAGUUCAUUCAGAAGCACGGGAAGGGUCUGGACAAAUCCAGCAAGUCCACAAAGUCAGAUGUUCCAAAGGAGAAAGGCAAAAAAGCACCUCGGGUGUGGGAACUAGGUGGCUGUGCUAACAAGGAAGUCUUGGAUUAUAGUACUCCCACCACCAACGGAACCCCGGAGGCUGCCCUGUCUGAGGACAUCAAUUUGAUUCGAGGAACUGGGCCUGGGGGGCAGCUUCAAGAUCUGGAUUGCAGCAGCUCAGAUGAUGAAGGGACCACUCAAAACUCCACUAAACUUAGUGCUACCAAAGGGACUCUGGGUGGCAUGUUUGGGAUGCUGAAGGGCCUUGUGGGUUCCAAGAAUUUGAGUCGUGAAGACAUGGAAUCUGUGCUGGACAAGAUGCGCGAUCAUCUCAUUGCUAAGAAUGUGGCUGCAGAUAUUGCUGUCCAACUCUGUGACUCUGUUGCCAACAAGUUGGAAGGGAAAGUGAUGGGGACCUUUAGCACGGUGACUUCCACAGUCAAGCAAGCGCUACAGGAGUCCCUGGUACAGAUUCUGCAGCCACAGCGUCGUGUAGACAUGCUCCGGGAUAUCAUGGAUGCUCAGCGUCGCCAGCGCCCUUAUGUUGUCACCUUCUGUGGUGUUAACGGAGUGGGGAAAUCUACUAAUCUUGCCAAGAUUUCCUUCUGGCUUUUAGAGAAUGGCUUCAGUGUUCUCAUUGCUGCCUGUGAUACUUUCCGUGCUGGGGCUGUUGAGCAGCUUCGUACACACACCCGGCGUCUGACAGCCCUACACCCUCCUGAGAAGCAUGAUGGCCGCACGAUGGUGCAGUUAUUUGAAAAGGGCUAUGGCAAGGAUGCUGCUGGCAUUGCCAUGGAAGCCAUUGCCUUUGCACGUAACCAAGGCUUUGAUGUGGUGCUGGUGGACACAGCUGGCCGAAUGCAAGACAAUGCCCCUCUGAUGACUGCCCUGGCAAAACUCAUUACUGUCAAUACACCUGACUUGGUGCUGUUUGUUGGGGAGGCCUUGGUUGGCAAUGAAGCCGUGGACCAGCUGGUCAAAUUCAACAGAGCCUUGGCUGACCAUUCUAUGGCUCAAACACCUCGGCUCAUUGAUGGCAUUGUUCUUACCAAGUUUGACACCAUUGAUGACAAGGUGGGAGCUGCUAUUUCUAUGACAUAUAUCACAAGCAAACCCAUCGUCUUUGUGGGCACUGGCCAGACCUACUGUGACCUUCGCAGUCUCAACGCCAAGGCCGUGGUGGCUGCCCUCAUGAAGGCUUAACAUGGCUCUUGCCUAAUACCAAAUCGUUGCUUGCCCUAAGCCCCCGUUCCCUGUCAAGAAUGUGCUGUAGAGUAUGUGAGCAACUUUAUCUUCAGUGUAAUAAAAAAGCAGAGUGAGGGGAGCUCUGGGGAUUUGCAGCCCCUCCUAACUCUACUCCAUGUUCAGCCCCACCUCCUUCUGCAAGGAGGACCUAAUCAUGUUACAAUCACUGCCUAAUGACCCUCCCUUAUCAACAGGAGCCUCCCUCUUUUUACUCAGGCAUCCCCUUCACUCUGCCUACAGACUUAAGUCUUGUAGCUUUGACCAAUGGUUGGAAGACCCAACACCUAAGUAUUGCUAAUUAGUGUGAUCAAGAACCACCUGAAUUAAGGAGCAGUUUGAACUCCCAGCUCCACUGUGUAAGAGACUUCCAGAGCCAGCUCUGAGUCUUGAAUGGCACCUCUCUAGAGUACAUAGCUUUCAAGUCCCUGGUGCCAGGAUGAUAGCCACCUCACUGUGGCCCAUUCUUAAUUGCUGCUAGUUCUAAAUCUGAUGAUGACCCUUGCCCUAUUAUUGCCCCAAAGCAUCAGCUAGGCCUUGUUACAAAAUGAAAGGUGAACCCCACUCUUCCCUUAAAACAAAGGGAGCUAAGCUGCAGUGUCACAUUGGACUUCUCAGCCUUCCAACUCCUCCCAGCUCCCAGAAUCCAGAUGUAAGCUUUGCAUGUUCAACUUCCUGGGAGAAAACCAACAGUCAGAAGGGUAUCUGUUGUCCCAUGCCCCAGCCCAUUCCUGGCCUCCUGAGCAGGUCCCUGGCUUUUCCUCAUCCUCUUCUACAGUGCCUGGUAGACAAGUGCUAUGUUGAAGAAUACAAAUCUCUUGUUAAAGACUUGUCCUGUAGUUUGGUAUUACAGAUGUGUUAUUAGUGCAAUAAGGUGAAGGCUGUCUGCCCAGAGAAAUACAUAAUUUAUAUAAGAAAAUAAAUUUCAUAAAUAAACUGCC